AUGCUGCGCCGCCGCCUCCGCCCCGCCACCCUCACCGCUCGGGGAAGGAUGCGGGACAGCCCCGGCGCGAAGUUCGGGGAGACGGCGGCGGCACUGUUCCCCGUCCCCUCUGCUUCCCCCCUCCGCCCUUCCCGGGACGCGGCCGGGAGCCCCGGCUCUUACCUGCCACGGGCGCGGGAUGGGGUCUCGGCGCGCCGCGGGCGGGAGCGCGGCUGCAGCUGCGCGGCGGCGGGGCCAGGGCGCAGCGGCAGCGGCAGCGGCAGCAGCAGCCCCGGCCGGCGUCAGUCAGGCGGGAGCCGCCAGGCUGUAUUAGUGCGCCGGGCUGGACCGCGGCCAGCAGCGCCGCGGCCGCUGGCCCGCCCCUCGGCCCCCCGCCCCCGCGUCCCCCCGGCCGCGCCGCCCCUGCCGCACUCACACACGCUCACACACACACACACACACACACACACAGCACCGUUCACACACACAACAGCAUCGCUCAGACACACACACAGCAUCGCUCACACACACAGGAUCGCUCACACACACAUAGGACCGCUCACACACCCGAUGGCACACAAGCUCACAUACACCCGCUCGCACACUUGCAGCGCUCGCACAACGCGCACAUCGCACAGAUACAGACACACGCACACGCUCAAGCACCCACGGGCACUGUCGCGCUCACGAACAGAAGCCCGCGGUGUUUCACUCACACACUCGCACCAUGCGCCUCCCCGCACCCGCGCCCACCGCACGCCGCCCUUCGCCGGGCUCACCCUCCGCACACGCAGAGUUCUGCCCCUCCGGCACACGGGCUCUCUCCGGUGA
Messenger RNA from Cinclus cinclus, 810 nucleotides. RefSeq names its product protein FAM27D1-like. NCBI's taxonomy places the organism in Eukaryota, Metazoa, Chordata, Aves, Passeriformes, Cinclidae. The transcript has a single exon. The record is from RefSeq and is a predicted model, not a curated record. The coding region runs from base 1 to 810 and encodes 269 amino acids.